Saccostrea cuccullata (small rock oyster) is the source of this 488-nucleotide messenger RNA. RefSeq lists its product as uncharacterized. The coding region runs from base 49 to 363 and encodes 104 amino acids. Lineage: Eukaryota; Metazoa; Mollusca; Bivalvia; Ostreida; Ostreidae. The transcript is spliced from 2 exons. The record is from RefSeq and is a predicted model, not a curated record.
GUAUAAAUACAAGUUGUAACAUAAGAUUUUGACUUUUUCAUAUUAACCAUGGGUAACACCUCCAGUAAAGAAAAGAGUAAAGGAAUGAGUAAAAUUCAGUUUGGAAAGAGAGUUCUUUCAGGGAAAGAUAUAGACAGAGGUAUACCAGUUAAAAUAAAAAAAGAUGGCACUAUUGAGAUCAUUUCUCAACAAGAAUAUAAUCAAUUAAGUCCAGAGAAGGGUGAUCCUAAUGUUGUCAGAGAUUACAUAGAAAGACCCUUGAUUGCAGAAGAAGCCAAUGAGGAAUAUAACCAUUUAUUACCAAAAGAGGCCCACAAAACCAUUGGAGAAGAUACAAGGAUUAAUGGAGGAAGUCCAAACUGAAUUCUUGGAGGACAUUAAGGCUUAUUAUGAGAGUAACUUUUCCAGUAUUUGUUUAUUACAAAAUUAUGUAUUCUAAUAAAAAAAAAAAGUUUUCACUUUCAUUUGUUGUGCCUUAGACCAUUUAA